UCAGAUUUGGUUCUCUUUGGUCUCUAGAAGUGGAAGAAGCUUGGUGUCCAGAUUCCUGAGUUUUCUCCCAUGGAAGUAGUGGGAGAAGGGAAGGAGUUCUCUUUUCCUCGGGAGGAAGAGAAAGUCCUCUCAUUCUGGAAUCAAAUCGAUGCCUUCAAGACGCAGCUCAAACGAACAGAGCAUCUCCCCGAAUACAUUUUCUACGACGGGCCUCCUUUCGCCACCGGUCUUCCUCACUACGGCCACAUCCUCGCCGGCACCAUCAAGGACAUCGUCACUCGCUACCAGACCAUGACUGGUCACCACGUCACGCGUCGCUUCGGGUGGGACUGUCACGGCCUCCCGGUUGAGCAACUGAUUGAAAAGAAGCUCGGUAUUGAGAGGAGAGCACAAGUGCUUCAGAUGGGGAUUGAUAAGUAUAACGAAGAGUGUAGGAGUGUUGUGACUCGGUAUGUGGAGGAGUGGGAGAAGGUGAUUACUAGAAGUGGUCGUUGGAUUGAUUUCAAGAACGACUAUAAGACGAUGGAUCUGCCUUUUAUGGAAAGUGUUUGGUGGGUUUUUGCUCAGCUUUUUGAUAAGAAUCUUGUCUACAAAGGCUUCAAGGUUAUGCCUUAUAGUACUGGUCUCAAGACACAAUUAUCUAAUUCAGAAGCUGGUUUGAACUACAAGGACGUUUCAGAUCCUGAGAUUAUGGUGACGUUCCCAGUUAUUGGCGAUCAAGAUAAUGCUGCUUUUGUGGCUUGGACUACUACUCCAUGGACUCUUCCUAGCAAUCUUGCUUUGUGUGUCAAUCCCAAUUUUGUUUAUCUCAAGGUUCGUAACAAGCACAAUGGGAGAGUCUACGUGCUUGCUGAAUCUCGCCUCUCAGCCCUUCCCGCUGAUACCAAGAAAUCAAAUCCUAAACCCAAAGGUGGUGAUAGUGCAGCUGAUUCUUAUCAAGUUUUGGAGAAAUUUGAUGGAGCUUCCCUGGUUGGGAAGAAGUAUGAACCUUUGUUUGACUACUUUAGUGAUUUCUCAUGUGUGGCCUUUCGAGUAGUAGCAGAUGAUUAUGUCACUGAUGACAGUGGUACUGGCAUCGUCCACUGUGCUCCUGCCUUUGGUGAAGACGAUUACCGUGUUUGUCUUGAGAACAAGAUCGUUGAACAGGGUGAAAAUCUAGUUGUGGCUGUUGAUGAGGAUGGGCUUUUUACUGAGAGAAUUACCCAUUUCUUUGGCCGAUAUGUCAAAGAUGCCGACAAGGAUAUAAUUGAAGCCGUGAAGACCAAAGGCAGACUUGUCAAAACUGGGAGCUUUACUCACUCAUAUCCGUUUUGCUAUCGAUCAGACACUCCUCUCAUAUAUAGAGCCCUUCCCUGUUGGUUUGUCCGGGUGGAGGACCAGUUGAAGGAACAGUUGUUAGAAAACAAUGAACAGACAUACUGGGUACCUGAUCAUGUGAAGGAUAAACGCUUUCACAAUUGGCUUGAAAAUGCAAGGGAUUGGUGCAUUAGCCGAAGUAGAUUUUGGGGCACGCCUCUACCAAUAUGGAUCAGUGAUGAUGGUGAGGAAGUUGUUGUCAUGGAUUCUGUCGAGAAGCUUGAAAAGCUCUCUGGUGUCAAGGUCUUUGAUCUACAUCGUCACCAUAUUGAUCAAAUUACAAUCCCAUCUAGUCGUGGGCCUGAGUUUGGUGUGCUCCGUCGUGUAGAAGACGUUUUUGAUUGUUGGUUUGAGAGUGGGUCAAUGCCUUAUGCGUACAUCCAUUAUCCUUUUGAAAACAAGGAGCUUUUUGAGAGUAACUUCCCUGGUCAUUUUGUGGCUGAAGGGCUUGAUCAAACUCGUGGAUGGUUUUAUACUCUUAUGGUGCUGUCGACUGCAUUAUUUGGAAAGCCAGCAUUUCGAAAUCUGAUUUGCAAUGGUCUUGUGCUUGCUGAGGAUGGAAAAAAGAUGAGUAAGAGUUUAGAUAAUUAUCCGCCUCCUCUGGAAGUCAUAGAUGAGUACGGAGCUGAUGCUGUGCGAUUGUACCUCAUCAAUUCUCCGAUCGUACGCGCCGAGCCACUACGCUUCAGAAAGGAAGGAGUACUUGGUGUUGUCAAAGAUGUAUUUCUUCCAUGGUACAAUGCAUACAGAUUCCUUGUUCAGAAUGCAAAGAGACUUGAGAUUGAGGUUUCUGGACCAUUUGUUCCUACUGAUCUAGCUACUUUACGGUCAUCAAACGUUCUCGAUCAGUGGAUUUACUCAGCUACCCAGAGUCUUGUUUGUUUUGUCCGUCAGGAGAUGGAUGGUUACCGGCUUUAUACUGUUGUUCCGUAUCUUUUGAAGUUCCUCGACAAUCUCACUAACAUAUAUGUUAGAUUCAACCGCAAGAGGUUAAAAGGCCGUACAGGAGAAGAUGAUUGUCACAUUGCUCUUUCAACUCUAUACAAUGUGCUCCUCACUUCUUGCAAAGUGAUGACCCCUUUUACACCUUUUUUCACUGAGACGCUAUACCAGAAUCUGCGGAAAGCAUGUGAAGGUUCAGAGGAAAGCAUUCAUUACUGCAGUUUUCCGGAGGAAGCUGAAGGAACGAGAGUGGAGAGGAUUGAGCAAAGUGUUACAAGGAUGAUGACAAUCAUCGAUCUUGCUCGGAACAUUCGUGAGCGUCACAAGCUACCCUUGAAAACUCCUCUAAAGGAAAUCACUGUAGUUCAUCCAGAUGCAGAAUUCUUGGAUGACAUAACUGGAAAACUAAAAGAGUAUGUCUUGGAAGAACUUAAUGUAAGAUCUCUUGUGCCAUGCAAUGAUACUCUCAAGUAUGCGUCUCUAAAAGCAGAACCAGAUUUCAGUGUAUUGGGAAAACGUCUUGGAAAGUCAAUGAGGCUUGUUGCAAAAGAAGUUAAAGAAAUGUCUCAGCAAGAUAUCUUAAGAUUUGAGGAGACCGGAAAAGUUACUAUUGCUGGACACACGCUGGAGCUAACAGAUAUCAAGAUUGUCAGGGUUUUCAAACGCCCGGAUGGUUUGAAAGAUACGGAGAUUGAUGCUAAUGGAGAUGGUGAUGUUUUGGUGAUUCUGAAUCUACAGCCAGAUGAUUCGUUGUAUGAAGCAGGUGUUGCUCGUGAGAUUGUCAAUAGGAUCCAAAAACUACGGAAGAAGUCAGGUUUGGAACCAACAGACGUUGUGGAAGUGUACAUUGAAUCAUUGGACAAGGAUGAAUCUGCUUUGCAACAAGUUCUGUGCUCUCAGGAACAAUACAUUAAGGAUACAAUUGGUUCAUCUUUGCUUCCGUCUACGUUGAUGCCAUCUCAUGCAGUGAUACUAUCUGACGAGAGUUUCCAAAACGUAUCAAAGCUGUCGUUUAAGAUUAGCUUGGCUCGGCCGGCUUUGAAGUUCAACGAAGAUGCUAUUCUUGCCUUGUUUUCAGGAGAUGAGAAAUUUGCAAGGGGGCUCCAAGCGUACUUGUUAUCACGGGACCAAUCGAAUUUAAAAUCAGAAUUCCAAAAAGGAAAUGGGAAGAUAAUAACUGUAAGUUGCAUUGAGAAGCUGCCAGUGGUGAGUGUGGUCCUUGGAGACCAUCUUCAUUUGACAGUGGGGGACUACUUGUUGAGCACGUCAAACUCAUGAGGGUACAAGUCUUUGGUAGGACCAUCCCUAUCUCACACCAUCCAAUCUUCUUCUUACUUUUUUUGCUACAAGUCUUUGGUACUUCGUUUCUCUUUGCAACUCUAUGACUUUUUUUUUUUGCGAAUCUCAUUUAUGAUGU
Messenger RNA from Arabidopsis arenosa, 3715 nucleotides. Lineage: Eukaryota; Viridiplantae; Streptophyta; Magnoliopsida; Brassicales; Brassicaceae. The record is from the annotation of a GenBank genome assembly.